Nannospalax galili (Upper Galilee mountains blind mole rat) is the source of this 678-nucleotide messenger RNA. RefSeq names its product defender against cell death 1 (gene Dad1). Gene Ontology annotation, biological process: protein N-linked glycosylation. NCBI's taxonomy places the organism in Eukaryota, Metazoa, Chordata, Mammalia, Rodentia, Spalacidae. Gene Ontology annotation, cellular component: membrane; oligosaccharyltransferase complex. The record is from RefSeq and is a predicted model, not a curated record. The transcript has 3 exons. Bases 72 to 413 code for a protein of 113 amino acids.
CGCCGUCCGCCGUGGCCCUCGGGUUCGUCAGGUCCGGGGUUCGAGGGAGCGGCCGGCAUCCAGCGUGCAUCAUGUCGGCGUCGGUGGUGUCCGUCAUCUCGCGGUUCCUCGAAGAGUACUUGAGCUCCACUCCGCAGCGGCUGAAGCUGCUGGACGCCUAUCUCCUUUACAUCCUGUUGACCGGCGCGCUGCAGUUCGGUUACUGUCUCCUGGUGGGGACCUUCCCCUUCAAUUCCUUCCUGUCCGGCUUCAUCUCCUGCGUGGGCAGCUUCAUCCUGGCGGUUUGCUUGAGAAUACAGAUCAACCCACAGAACAAAGCGGAUUUCCAAGGCAUCUCCCCAGAGCGGGCUUUUGCUGACUUCCUCUUUGCCAGCACCAUCCUGCACCUUGUUGUCAUGAACUUCGUUGGCUAAGUUGGUCUCAUUUACUUAUUUGAGGAAUUGGAGACACGAAUGUUCACUUUUGGUGUGCUUGGGUGAAAAUUCUUGAGAUGGCAGCUUGUUGGAUAUGUCGAUUCUUCAGAUUUGUGCUUAACUGUGACUCUGAGUAGGUGUGCCGUGGAGAGUCCAGAGAACGUCCUUCACUCUGUCAGACCAGCUUUGCAACCAGUGUGUGUUAACAGGAGCUCAGCCGUCCAGCAAGUGUAACCUUUUUCCAAAAUAAAGAAGUUUCUAUGUC